GUAAAAGAAUAAAUGUUGAGGCACAGCGCGCAUAGUGGUCACGUGACAAGACCGCUCGGGCUUCUUUGCUGGGCCGAAACCGACCAGCCAACCGCCCUGGCCGAGGCCAACGAUGCUCAACCUGAUGCGGAGGCCUUGCAGGUGUUGCCAGACACGGCCAAUCGCCUGCGAAUCCAUUCCAUUAAGGCUACAAGUACCUGCAGCUCCAGCCAUCCUACGUCUUGCUGUAGUGUGGCCGAGAUCAUUUCGGUGCUCUUCUUCCACACGAUGAGGUAUAAACCGACCGACCCAGAGCACCCCGACAACGACAGAUUCGUCCUCUCCAAGGGCCACGCAGCACCCGUCCUCUAUGCCACUUGGGCCGAGGUGGGCGAUAUCUGCGAAUCUGACUUGCUGAGCCUGAGGAAGCCUCACUGCGACUUGGAAGGACAUCCCACCCCUCGACUGUCGUUUGUGGAUGUGGCAACAGGGUCCCUUGGGCAAGGAUUAGGUGCUGCGUGUGGAAUGGCUUAUACAGGCAAGUACUUCGACAAGGCCAGUUACCGAGUGUUCUGCCUCAUGGGAGAUGGUGAAUCCGCAGAAGGCUCUGUCUGGGAGGCUUUGGCCUUCGCCUCCCACUACAGUUUGGACAAUCUCGUGGCAGUCUUCGAUGUGAACCGCUUGGGACAGAGUGCCCCCGCCCCCCUGGAGCACCGCACAGAAGUGUGUCAGAAUCGCUGUGAAGCCUUCGGGUGGAAUACUUACAUAGUGGAUGGUCAUGAUGUGGAGGCAUUAUGCCAAGCAUUUUGGCAAGCAGCUCAAGUGAAGAACAAACCUACUGCUGUAAUUGUCAAGACUUUCAAGGGUCGGGGCAUUCCAAACAUUGAGGAUGCAGAAAAUUGGCAUGGAAAGCCAAUACCAAAAGAGAGAGCAGAUGCAAUUAUCAAACUAAUUGAGAGUCAGAUACAGACCAACAGAAAGCUCACACCGAAACCUCCUAUUGAAGACUCACCUCAGCUCAGCAUCUGUAACAUAAAAAUGACCUCUCUGACUGCUUACAAAGCAGGUGAGAAGAUAGCUACCAGGAAAGCAUAUGGCAUGGCUCUGGCUAAAUUGGGCCAUGCGUGGGAAAGGGUUAUUGCUCUGGACGGUGACACGAAGAACUCUACCUUUUCUGACAUAUUUCAGAAAGAUCACCCUGAGCGUUUCAUAGAGUGUUUUAUUGCUGAGCAAAACAUGGUAAGUGUGGCAUUGGGCUGUGCCACACACAAUAGAACCAUUGCUUUUGUUAGUACAUUUGCUGCCUUUUUGUCCCGAGCAUUUGAUCAGAUCCGAAUGGGAGCCAUCUCUCAAACCAGCAUCAACCUUGUUGGUUCUCACUGUGGGGUAUCUAUUGGUGAAGAUGGACCCUCUCAGAUGGCCCUGGAGGAUCUAGCCAUGUUCCGAAGCAUUCCCAAUUGCACUAUUUUCUAUCCAAGUGAUGCAGUCUCAACAGAGCAUGCUGUUUAUCUGGCUGCCAAUACCAAGGGAAUGUGCUUCAUUCAUACCAGCUGGCCAGAAACUGCAGUUAUUUAUACCCCACAAGAAAAUUUUGAGAUUGGACAGGCCAAAAUAGUUCGCUCCAGUGUCAAUGACAAGAUCACAGUUAUUGGAGCUGGAGUUACUCUACAUGAGGCCUUAGCAGCUGCUGAUGAUCUUUCUCAACAAGGUAUUUCUAUUUGUGUCAUUGACCCAUUUACUAUUAAACCUCUGGAUGCUGCCACCAUCAUUUCCAGUGCAAGAGCCACAGGUGGCCGGAUCAUCACCAUGGAAGAUCACUACAGAGAAGGUGGCAUUGGAGAAGCUGUGUGUGCAGCUGUCUCCAGGGAGCCUGACAUCCUUGUUCAUUAGUUGGCAGUCGCAGAAGUACCUCGGAGUGGAAAAGCUAGUGAAUUGCUGGAUAUGUUUGGAAUCAGUGCCAAACACAUCAUAGCAGCUGUGAAAUAUACUUUAAUGACCUAAAAUAGCUCAUUUCUUAACAAAUCAAAUCUGUUAGUUUUGAUCUUAAAGCACUGGAAUCUUUAUGUUAAAUGUAGUUGUUAGAAAACCAUCACUUAUCCAUACAGUCAUGCAGUUUGUUUUUUUAAAGCAAAGCUACAUAACACUAUUUCUAGUUUAAAAAUUCAAGUAAAUUUUCUAUUAAAGUGUGAACAUAUACAGUCACUAUUCUCAGUUUUGAAGCAUUAGAAUGGGCUUAAAAUUUUAAGAAUAGGAAAUAAAACAACCACCUAAUACAAAGUUUUCUGUUAAGACUAAAAAUUACUGACUGGGUUGGGGAUUCAUGUAGAGAUAACUUUCUUAGAUGUAUAUAAUUUCUUUGUGAGUUAAGAAAAUGUGAAUUUAAUUGUAAGACUUCAGUAGCCCAGAUUUUGAAGCAAGUUUGAGCUUUCCUAUAAUGCCAUCACCAUCCUAUACCUAUAGCUUUCCAGAUGAUGUUUGACUGAAAUUGUCUGGGAGUUUCCCAAAAUUCAUCUCUCUAAGGUUUAUGGGAUGUAGAGUAGCAAUGACAUGUACUAUGCUGCUUGUGAUGUUUCAUAGAGAAAAAGAAAGUGUAGCAAGUUCCAGUCUACAUACUACAUACAGUUAUGUGAUAAUUCAAAAUACCCUUUUUUUUGAUGACAAAAAAAAAGAAUAAAUCUUUUUCUUUGGAAAUAUAUGCAAGUAAGUCUCCCAAUUAUGAAAGAGUAAAGAGGUCAACAAAUCUUUUUCCUUUCAAAACAGUUAAAAAACAGGACAUAAUUGUCAAAAACAA
Molecule: messenger RNA, 2770 nt
Organism: Heterocephalus glaber (naked mole-rat)
Lineage: Eukaryota; Metazoa; Chordata; Mammalia; Rodentia; Bathyergidae
Product: transketolase-like protein 2
Molecular function (GO): transketolase activity; thiamine pyrophosphate binding
Source: RefSeq, a predicted model, not a curated record